Molecule: messenger RNA, 1485 nt
Organism: Leptosia nina
Lineage: Eukaryota; Metazoa; Arthropoda; Insecta; Lepidoptera; Pieridae
Source: the annotation of a GenBank genome assembly
AUGGAGAAUAUCGAUGAUUUUCAAUUUCCUCAUACAUUCGUUUUAUUGGGAGCAUCAGGUGACCUCGCAAAGAAGAAAAUAUAUCCUACAAUUUGGUAUUUAUACAGGGAUAAUCUUCUGCCUAAAAAUACAAAGUUUAUAGGUUAUGCGCGAACUAAACAAACUAUUGAAGAGGUUCGAGAAAAAUCAAGGAAGUAUAUGAAAAUAAGACCUGGCGACGAAAGUAAGUUAGAAGAAUUUUGGGAAGCUAAUGAUUAUGUCGCUGGUUCCUACGAUAAGAGAGUUGACUAUGAGUUGCUCAAUCAACACAUUAGUAAAUACGAAAAAGGACUGGUAGCAAAUAGAAUUUUUUAUUUAGCCGUUCCACCUACAGUAUUUGAAGACGUUACGAUCAAUAUUAAGAAUGCUUGUGUGUCAAUCAAGGGUUAUACAAGAGUUAUAAUUGAGAAGCCUUUUGGGAGGGAUGAUGUCAGCUCUGAUAAAUUAAGCAAUCACUUGGCAGGACUCUUCAAGGAAGAGCAGCUUUAUAGAAUCGAUCAUUACCUUGGUAAGGAAAUGGUUCAAAACUUAAUGACUAUACGAUUUGCUAAUCAAAUAUUUAGUCCCUCUUGGAAUAGGGAAAACAUUGCAUCUGUACUCAUAUCCUUUAAAGAACCAUUUGGAACAGAAGGCAGGGGUGGAUAUUUUGAUGACUUUGGCAUUAUUCGCGACGUGAUGCAGAAUCAUUUACUGCAAAUUUUGUCACUUGUUGCUAUGGAGAAACCUGUUACAUUAAAUCCAAAUGAUAUAAGAGAUGAAAAAGUUAAAGUUCUGCGUCAUAUAAAACCAAUAGAAUUAGAUGAUAUUCUUGUUGGGCAAUAUAUUGGAAAUCCAAAUGGUCAAGGCGAAGAAAAGUUGGGUUAUUUAGAUGACCCUACUGUACCUAAAGAUUCAAUUACUCCAACAUAUGCUGUUGCUGCUAUAUAUAUUAACAAUUCAAGGUGGCAAGGAGUUCCAUUUAUUCUGAGGUGUGGCAAGGCUUUGAAUGAAAGAAAAGCAGAAGUAAGAGUCCAGUACAAGGAUGUACCUGGUGACAUUUUUGGAGGUCACACCAAACGUAAUGAACUUGUGGUAAGAGUGCAGCCUGGAGAAGCUUUAUACUUGAAGUUGAUGUGCAAGUCCCCAGGAAUGAAGUUUGAUUUAAUGGAAACAGAAUUGGAUCUAACAUACAGUAUGCGCUACAAGGAAACAGAUGUCCCUGAUGCUUAUGAGAGGCUUAUCCUUGAUGUAUUUACUGGUACUCAGAUGCAUUUUGUAAGAAAUGAUGAGUUAAAAGAAGCCUGGCGAAUCUUUACGCCAGUUUUGCAGCAACUAGAAGAACAACACAGGAAACCAAUCCCAUAUGUUUAUGGUUCCCGUGGGCCACGAGAAGCAGAUGCCAAACUUGCUGAGUAUGAUUUCAAAUACUCCGGUUCCUACAAAUGGCAAAAACCAACAGCUUCAUAA